GUGGACGGAGGGAGGGGCACCUUUUAAUUAAAAAAGCAAGGCAAUAAUUAAAGGAAGAAGGGAGAACAUUUUUCUCAUUAGCACAAUUUGAAGGAUGGAAAACGAAGGCUGGAGUAGGUGUUCUUUCUGUGCAGGUACUCUGGUAUCAAUAUUGGCUACAAUUAUUCUCCUACUGCAACCUGAUAACUGCCUCGCUAAGCGACACCCACCAUGUCCUACUUCAUCAUGCGGCCAAAUUCGCAACAUAAGUUACCCAUUUAGGCUGAAAGGCGACCCAGGUCUGUGCGGCGACCCAAGGUAUGAGUUAGAUUGCGUUAACAACGCUACUCUCUUAUUAACCUUUUCCUCGGCAAAAUACCUUGUACGAGAGAUCGACUACAAGGGAUACAAAAUCGUUCUUAGAGACCCAGGUCAGGACGAGGACGCUAAUUGCUCUUUCAUCCCUCGCUAUUUCUUAUCGGCUCCGGUUGUCCCAUAUCAUUUCGCAGCGGUUGUAUAUAAUUGCCCCACUCUCUUGUUCUCGGCAGUUAGCCCAGGUGAUUUCGGAUCGGAGCCGUUCACUUGGGAAUACUGGUAUACUGUUAGAAUAGGAUACUUCAAUUGCUUGAAUCCUGUGAGUGACGAUCCACGAUAUGUUAAGGUGGACAGGAGUGGAUGUGGCAGCGGAGGGCACAUGUACGCCGUAUUAGGAUCUUUGUGUGAUGUUUUUAAUGUGAAGGACAUCAAGGUUGGAUGCGAUCUGAUGGUGGCUACGGUCUGGACACCGAAGCAGAAUGUUACCUACCACAAGUAUGGUGAGUCUGAAAGCUGGGAGGUUGAAGUGCUUGAAGGAAUAUCGGAGCGGAAUGUUACAUAUGAUGAUAUCCAACGCAAAAUAAGUGAGGGAUUUUGGUUGUCCUGGUUGCCGAUUGUUUGUGAGGAUCGAUGUGGAAAGGGGAGGGGGUGUCAUCUUAUCAAUCAAUCCAGCGGAGGAACCUUGUGUCGUAACUGUUACUACGGUUACCAUGACAGCCAAAAGUGCCGACCUUGGCAAAAGGUUUUGGGCAAUAUUGAAGCUUAUCUUGGAGACAUUAUUUAUGGAAUAGGUAGCAGAAUACCAUUCAGUACGAAACAAAUUUACGAACCUCUUGGACUGUAUGGAGGAAUAUUCAUAGGACGACAAAUUAUACCGAUAUUUUUGGCUGCCAGAUAUAUGUUUGGAGUUGUACUUAUUUUUGUGUUAUUCAUCUGCAAAUGGCGACGAAGACAUUCUUCAAUAUAUGAAAAUAUUGAAAAUUUCUUGCUNGAUAGUCAUCUAAAUCCCAUCAGGUACGAAUACAACGAAAUAGAAAAAAUGACCAAAGGUUUCAAAGUGAAAUUGGGUCAAGGAGGCUUUGGUGCUGUAUAUAAAGGAAAACUCCGAAGUGGAUUAGAUGUAGCUGUAAAGAUGUUGACCAAAUCCAAUGAUAAUGGACAAGAUUUCAUAAAUGAAGUUGCUACCAUCGGAACAAUACAUCAUGUAAAUGUGGUGAGGCUUAUUGGAUAUUGUGUUCAUAGAAAAACACGUGCUCUAGUUUAUGAAUUUAUGUCAAAUGGAUCAUUGGAUAAGUACAUUUUCUCCAAAGAAGAAAGCACUCAUUUAAGCUAUGAAAAAAUACAUGAAAUAUCUCUUGGAAUAGCACGUGGGAUUGCAUAUUUGCAUCAAGGUUGUGAUAUGCAAAUUCUGCAUUUUGAUAUCAAGCCUCAUAAUAUUCUUUUAGAUGACAACUUUGUUCCAAAGGUUUCAGAUUUUGGACGUGCAAAGCUACAUGCUACAAUUGAUGGAGUUGUGAAUAUGACUGCAGCAAGGGGAACAUUGGGCUAUAUGGCUCCAGAGUUAUAUUACAACAAUAUGGGUGGAGUAACCUAUAAAGCUGAUGUGUACAGUUUUGGAAUGCUUUUGAUGGAAAUGACAAGUAAGAGAAGGAACUCAAAUCCUGAUGCUGAACAUUCAAGUCAAAAUUAUUUUCCUUUUUGGAUUUAUGAUCAAUUUAAAACAGAGAAAAACAUUGACAUGCAAUAUGCUUCGUCAGAAGAAGAGAAUAUUCUAGUUAAAAGGAUGUUCUUAAUUGCACUUUGGUGUAUUCAAUUAAAUCCAAGUGAUCGUCCUUCAAUGAAAAAGGUAAUAGAAAUGCUUGAAGGGGUGAUUGAAAGCCUUGAAUUGCCUCCAAAACCUUCUUUUUACAAUAUUGAAGCAUACAAACAUGAUGAUAUUGGCUCUGAUGUCACCGAGUACACUUACUCUGCUAGUCAGCAUGAUGAAAGCAUAACAUCGGAUUCACCAAAGAAUAUUGAAACGGGCAUAAAUAAGAUAACUUAAAUUCAGUGUAAUGUUGAUGGGAGUAAUGGAUUAAUGUUAUAGGUUGGUCCUUGUAUAAAUUUAUUUGGUAGUGUAGACAAUUAUCGUUUUUCAUAUGUAAUAAGACAAUUAUAGUUUUUCUUAUUAUAAAAGUAGUAAGGUCUUUUU
This is a messenger RNA of Vigna radiata var. radiata (mung bean), 2485 nucleotides long. Its product is annotated as LEAF RUST 10 DISEASE-RESISTANCE LOCUS RECEPTOR-LIKE PROTEIN KINASE-like 2.8. Bases 95 to 2338 code for a protein of 747 amino acids. Gene Ontology annotation, biological process: protein phosphorylation. Gene Ontology annotation, molecular function: ATP binding; polysaccharide binding; protein kinase activity. NCBI's taxonomy places the organism in Eukaryota, Viridiplantae, Streptophyta, Magnoliopsida, Fabales, Fabaceae. The record is from RefSeq and is a predicted model, not a curated record. The transcript is spliced from 4 exons.